Micromonas pusilla CCMP1545 is the source of this 2121-nucleotide messenger RNA. RefSeq lists its product as uncharacterized. Lineage: Eukaryota; Viridiplantae; Chlorophyta; Mamiellophyceae; Mamiellales; Mamiellaceae. The transcript has a single exon. The record is from RefSeq and is a predicted model, not a curated record. Bases 1 to 2121 code for a protein of 706 amino acids.
AUGACCUUAACCGACGUCAGUAACGACGCGAAAGCUGCCGCGCCGGGGGCGAACCGCUACGCCGGGUUCCACAUCCCCGGACUCACGUGUCAGCCGUUGGUGGACACGAAGAAAUCCAAAAGAUCUUUGGCGGCGAGAUCGGCCGCGAACGCCGCGGCGCCGGUCGCGCAGCCGACGCGGGAGCCCGGGCUCGGACGCGCCGCGAGGCGGAAGGCCGCGGCCGCCGCCGCCGCCGCGGCCGCGGCGGCGGCCGCGGCGGCGGAGGCGGCGGCGAAGGAGGCCGCCGCCGCGCCGUCGCCGGCGGCGGCGCGAUCCGCGCCGGCGGAUGCGUCACCGGAAGCGACGACACCGGAAGCGGCGCCCGCGAAGACGACGAACGCGGGGUCGACGCCGUUCCAACCGAACGCGCGCGGCGCGGCGCGCGACGACGACGAGACCACGCCAAAGGUGGUGAACGUCACGGGGAAGAAGCCCGGGACGCCGUACGCGCGGGGCGUGCCCGCGGACGACGACGACGACGACGACGACGACGAAGGCGACACGGAGGAGAUCCCGUCGUUCAACGCGACGGCCGGGAAAGCGCCGAGGAGCGAGUCCGCCGAGGACGCGGCGGCGGCGGUGGUCCAAGACGGAGAAGAAGAAGAGGAGGAGGAGCCUGAGAUGAGCGAGGAAGAGGCGGCGAACGCGGCGGCGGCGGCGGACGCGAUGCGCGCCAACGAAGCCGCGGCGGCGGCGGCGGCGGCCGCAGCGGGCGGGACGACGCGGCCGACCGGUCGCGUCACGCGCGGGAGCCGCCGGACGGCGCCGUCGAGGUACGGCGAGUUCAUGGCCUGGGAUUCGGUCAAACCGGGCGUCGUCACGCCCGGGCAGCCGCUCAAGAACGCGAAAGCGAACGGCGGCGGCGGUGGAGGCAGCGGCGGCCGCGUCGGCGGCGACGGCGGCGAGCGCAAGGCGUCGAGCUCGGAGAAGGACUCGUCCCCCGAAGAUCCGAACUCGAACCCCCCUAGCUGGAAAAACCCGAAAGGCGCCGGCGCCGGCGCGGACAGAGCGGUCCAGGAGGUCCACGAGCGCGUCGCGGCGUUGAUGCAGAUGGCCGAGGACGUCCUUCCGAUCGACCAAGAGCCGCCGACGCCGGCGGGGGUCGUGAAGAAGGGACUCCGCGAGCAGCUGUCCGACUCGUGGAACAACCAAGGGUACUACGCGAAGCUCGCGGCGCAGAUGAUGACGCCGCCGGCGAAAUCGGCGAGGCCUGCGGCCGUCCCCGCCGCCGUCUCCGCGGCCGUCCCCGCGGCGGCAGCGAAGAAACCGGCGGCGGCGACGGCGAAGAAGGUGACGAUCGUCGAGGAACCCGCGGCGGCAGCGGCGGGCGCCGCGAAGCCGUCGCGCGCGGCGAGGGCGGCGUCCCGCGCGACGCUCGCGACGGCGAGCUCGCUCGCGAAGACGCGUCAGAAGUCGGGCGACGCGAAUGACCCUAAUAAAGCCUCGUGUAGGACGCCGGCGAAGGAGCAACGGAGGAUGAGCGUCGGCAAACCGUCGGAGGCGGCGAAGACGCCGGGUCUGAAACAGAGGAUCGAGUCUGGCGUACCCGGUUUUUCAAAGACGCCGGGACUGAAACAGCGGAUCGAGGCGUUGGGGUCGAAGACGCCCGGCGGGACGUGGACGAUGGCGAAGGACAACGCGCUGUUUAACUCCUCUCCGAGCGAGUGCGGCGACACCCCGCCGGCGUUCGGGUCGACGUGCGUCGCGCCGCCGUUCCGAGCCGCGGCGGCGGCGGCGAACGACCGAGAGACGGCGGUGUUGCGCGCGGACCUCGCGAUGACGAAGAGCGAUCUGGAGUCGACGAGGGAGGAGCUCGAGUCGCUCAAGGCUGACUUGGCGUUCGGUGGCAGCGAGGGCGAGUCGUGGGCCAAGAUCGCGGAGUCGAGGGCGGAGCAGCUUCGCGCGAAAGAGGCGGAAUGCGCGGCGCUGCGCGAGGAGAUGGCCGCGCUGAAGAGAAACGCGCGGCGCGCGGUGGGCGACGUCGCCGCCGCGAUGAAGGCGAUGCUCGAGCAAGGCCUCGACGGCGUCGCGAUGGUCGAAGCCGAGGCGCUCGAGACGCUCGCGUCGUCGUCGAAGAAAUGA